Thecamonas trahens ATCC 50062 is the source of this 503-nucleotide messenger RNA. RefSeq lists its product as uncharacterized. Gene Ontology annotation, molecular function: protein binding. The record is from RefSeq and is a predicted model, not a curated record. The transcript has a single exon. NCBI's taxonomy places the organism in Eukaryota, Apusomonadida, Apusomonadidae. The annotation marks the transcript as partial.
CCCGGAGCACCUGUCCGCGCCGCACCGUCGGCCGCAGCCUCGGUCCCGCCGCUCCCGGCCCCGCUCGUCGGCCUGCAGCCUGACGCGGUUUCGCACAAGCUCCUCGUCGCCAUGUACGUCGCUGCCCGCCGUGCAGACGACGCUCACGAGAUCGGCAAGGCGCUUCUGGACGCCGCUGCCGCCGACUCGUCCGCACCGCGCCCGGCCUACGAGACCCUCACUGCCGUCGUCCACGCCCUCGCCAAGGCCAAGCGCCUUGACGACGGUGUCGCCUUUGCCGAGCGCAUUGCCGCCUCGGGCUACACCCUCCACCUCCGCCACGUCCGCUCGCUCAACAGCGCUCUCAACCACGCCCAGGACGGUGCUGCCCUUGCCCGUCUCCAUGCCAUCUGCGCCACUCCGGACCCUAUCCGUGGCUAACCCCCCCUCCUCCUUCCUCCCCUCCCCGCAUCCCCGCUCUGUUCAUCCACGUGAAUUCUGCCGAAGAAAAAAUUGUAUUCCCA